This is a messenger RNA of Gongylonema pulchrum, 216 nucleotides long. NCBI's taxonomy places the organism in Eukaryota, Metazoa, Nematoda, Chromadorea, Rhabditida, Gongylonematidae. The record is from the annotation of a GenBank genome assembly.
AUGUGUGGGUUAUCGGAGACUAAACCAAGCGGUGAAAGCGUACCCGACCGAAAGUCGACUCGAGGAUGCACAAAUGACAGCACGCCGAACAGGGACGCGGAGCAGUAUGGACUUAUAAUAUCGAGGGCCGAUGAGAACGGAGCAACGUUAACAUUACGAAAGGACCUGUGUGAGAAUUCGUCGGUGGCCGGAUGCAUGUCGCAACCAGCCACAUAG